Molecule: messenger RNA, 3253 nt
Organism: Grus americana (Whooping crane)
Lineage: Eukaryota; Metazoa; Chordata; Aves; Gruiformes; Gruidae
Gene: KCNE1
Product: potassium voltage-gated channel subfamily E regulatory subunit 1
Exons: 2
Coding region: 645-1025 (126 amino acids)
Biological process (GO): ventricular cardiac muscle cell action potential; membrane repolarization during action potential; potassium ion export across plasma membrane
Cellular component (GO): membrane
Molecular function (GO): voltage-gated potassium channel activity involved in ventricular cardiac muscle cell action potential repolarization; potassium channel regulator activity; delayed rectifier potassium channel activity
Source: RefSeq, a predicted model, not a curated record
UCUGGGGGAUUUUGCUGACACUAUUGCUGUUUCUAAAAAUGCCUCUAUAUGUGCCUACCUACACAGCUGUGGUCCCUUGUCUAGACCCAAGAGCACACGGAGCACAGUGUGUUUGUGCGCGUGAGCGUGCAGGGUGGUGAGGAGGCGAGUGUCGGGGUGCGAGGGCAGCCAUGUGGGGUGAGCAGGGGAAGCCAGCCGGGGCAGCAGGGCUGGCGAUGCCCCGACACCCCCCGGCAUCCUCCUCCCGCUCCCCUUGUGCUGCCCCCGUGCCCCCUCAGCACCUCCCACCUGUGCGCCCAGGGCUGGAGCCAGCACCUGAGCCUGCAGCGGGAGGGCGGCUGACGGCACCCACGCCACGGGCUCCUGCCCUCCCCCAGCCUGGUGAGUCCGGGUGUUUUCCUGUUUGCCUCUUACCUUUUGCACUGAUCCCGGGGACAGGGGCAGUGAGAGCCAGGCUGCUGUCCCUGCAGGAGCCAGCCUCUGCCCGCUCACAGCCCCGGGGUAUUACCACGGGGGCUUUCCAAGGCUGACAUCUUCCUAAUUCUCUUUCCCCAGGAGGGGCUGGAGCCCUGCACCCAGCCGUGCUUUGCUGCCAGAAAAACUACAAAUAAGGAAGAAAUAAGUGCCAAGGACAGAAGAACAAGAUGUUGGUGCUGUCUAACAACACAGCCCUGAAUUCAUUCCUCUCCAAGCUGCUUCAAGACUACCUGGAGCAGAUGAAUAGCUCUGCACCUUCCCAGGUCCAAAGUGCCAGCAGCAACCUGGAAAUCGUCUACGUGCUGCUGCUGGUCGGCCUCUUUGGCUUCUUCACAGUGGGAGUCAUGCUGACCAACAUCCUCAGCAGGAGGCUGGAGGACUCCCACGACCCCUACAACACCUACAUUGCCACAGACAUUUGGCACAAGAAGGACAGGGAGUAUUUUCAAGCCAAGCUCACAGAAAAUUACAAGCUGUGCUGUGUCUUUGAAAACAGGCUGGCCGUGGAGCAGCCAAGCACGCAGAUUCCUGAGGCGAAGUCUUCCUAGCAAAAUGGGAGAAAGGAUUGCACUUUGCACAGGGGCAACCUGAAUGAUACCCGGUAUGAACCAGGCUAGCUGCUUGCCCGUCUGCAGAGCCGCAGGCAAUGGCCUCGAUCACGCUGAAUAACUGCGAACUGAUGGUAAAGCUGAUGGGUCUCUGAUGGCUCUGGUGAUGCAAAAGUGCCCGGCCACUACUACCUUGUUGGAAUCACUCUAAGGUCAAGAAGGGGGGACACAGCAGGUGUAUCAUGGAUUCAACAGCUUCACCUGGUGAAAAAAGCAAAUGUUGGCCUUCAUUGCCAGUGUGAACGCUUGCAGUAGUCCAUGUAAUUAAAACCAAAUUGGAUCAAACAUAUGCUAGAGGCAUUAACAGCCAAGUAUGGUUUGGGCAAUAAUUUUCAAGUAAGACCAGUUUCUUCCAAGAAAAAGUAGCUGAAAUAUUUCAUUUGCAUUUUUGUCUAGCAUAGAAUAAUAAUUUUAUAAAGUGUACAAUGUUGUGGAUGACCUGUUUCUUCCAGAAUCAUGUACCUCUUUGAGAUUAAGUUUUAGAAAAAGAUUACAGUUUUUUUGCUGAAAACCAUUUCUGUGGAAAAAUGCAGACUUUGGAGGGAAAUUUUUCUGUGACUGUCCCAAAUUCCUAGCAGGUAUCCCAGACCGGUCUUGCUCCCUUUUGGUUUUCUUUCUCACGGAUAGGGGUUCAUUCUGGCAGCAAAACCCACCCUUGUACAAAGAUUCAGCAGCCCACAGGGUCUAUACCAUGCAAGUGUGUAACAUUUCAAGAGUUUCAAUCACGUUUGAUUAUUGCACAAGACCCUUGGAUGGAAUGUGAAUUUCCAUUCUGUGAAGAGCAGUUCCACAAACUGUCUGAUAUUUAAUCACCUUCAUAGCUUAUGUCUGUGCUUAACGUGAAUCCUGUGAGCACUUGCUCCAUCUCCCAGGAGCAGCCUCCUUCGGUACAGCUGUUCAUCUAUCGCGGUACCCAACGCGAGGUCCAUGCCAGCAAGGUUUUCCUGUCCUUGGCCUCCUCGCUCCCUCCUUCGGCGGGGCAAUGUCUGCCGAGCCGUGGGGGGACGGCGGCAGCCGAACUCGUCUUGUGUGGCGGCAGCUAUCAGCCGUCUCUGUCAAAAGGGAGAAAUAUGGCUCCCUGGACAUUGCGUUACUCAGAAAAGCAACCUUGCCAGCUUGAAGCCUGUUUUCUUGUUUGGGAUCAAAGAAGAAAUGGUCUGGGUGGGAGGGGGGUUUUAUUUCUGCUCUGCAGAUACACAUCCCAUUUUUAGUUUCUGGAGAGGAAAGAGGAGUGGGAAAGGCUUGAAAGAAAGUCAUGCAGAGCAGCCGCUUCAAAGGCAAGGCGAGGGCAGAGCGGGGGCAGAGCGGGGGCAGAUAGCUACCCACAUAUUUGGACGGACAAGCGAUACAAGUCACGGAACAUCCCCUUUCCAUACAUAAGUACUUUUUUAGCACUGCUCUUUCAUUAAAGUAAUAUUCUAGCCAUGUUUGUGCUCCCAGAAUACUUAAGACAAUUAAAAAUGCAGGGUAUUUUUUUUUAAAAUACAUUUAUAUGAUGCCCACCAUUAAGCUGAGGAGAAGAUACAUGUUUGCAGUGUCUUGAACAGCUUGGAAAAUCUCCAUCAGCUUAAUUAUCUGAGUCACUUUUUCCUCUAGAGGAAUGUAAACCAAAGCCAGGCUUUGGAAAAAUGUUGACUUCUCAGCUUGGGCACUGCUCUUUUGGGAUCUCACUGUGUAGUCAGUUUAUUACUUGCGUUUCCCUCCAGCUGUGAGAGUGCAAAUGCUCUUGCUUGCUGGUUCUCCAGAGGCAGGCCUGUGCAGCAUUGCUGACAAUGUUUAAACUUGCAUCAAAAAUGGCUUUUAAUUACAUUAAAACCUUUGAACAUUAAGCUUGUCAAAAAGGCUCCCUCCUGCAGCUUCCCCUCCACCCCAAGUGUUUUCAGGUAUUUUGGGUCUAGGCACUUGCUGGUCACCUUAUUUUAAUAGCCUCAGUGUAGUUAUUUGUGACAAGGGUGAUUGCCAGCAUUAGUUGGCUUGCACUUUUUUUUUUUUUUUUGAGCUCUGCUGUUUUAUUUAUUUAAAAAAGAGAGGAAUCACUGUGUCUUAGUCGUAACGCUUUCCUGUGCCACCAGGCUACAAAUCACUCUUCAGUGGCAGUUGUGGACUCCCACUGCGGCCUUUCACGUAACUUUUUAGUCCUGUAGUUCUCCUUUUUCCCCCUAUAUUUU